AUGGUUGAUCCUAUUGUACCAGAAUUUAUGGAUAAUAAUAAUGAAAAUGAUGAAUUAGAAGAUGCAAAUUCUAUUGACGUGAAAUUUCAAUUUUCUAUGGGAUGGGCGCUAAAAAGCAAUCAAAAAUUUGGAGGAAAAGGGAAAGAAAAAAGGAUGAAAAAGAAAGUAAAGGAGUUGUUAAAAAGUUUUUUCUUGAAUGGAAAUCUCAACCAAAAAGAUAAGAUGUUAGCAAAGGAUAUAUAUAAUGAAUUGAUGAAAUUUGUUGAAUCCGGAGAAUUAGAAGCUGAAGAUGUACCUAAGAUAACAACAAUACAAAAUUGGAUUUCAACUUAUGCACGAACCUUCAAAGAACAAGCUACAGAAAACAUGGUAAAAGAUAUUCGUGAUGUGAGUUCUUUAUAA
This is a messenger RNA of Rhizophagus irregularis DAOM 181602=DAOM 197198, 402 nucleotides long. RefSeq lists its product as uncharacterized. NCBI's taxonomy places the organism in Eukaryota, Fungi, Glomeromycota, Glomeromycetes, Glomerales, Glomeraceae. The record is from RefSeq and is a predicted model, not a curated record.